This is a messenger RNA of Venturia canescens, 2137 nucleotides long. Its product is annotated as 1-acyl-sn-glycerol-3-phosphate acyltransferase gamma-like. Gene Ontology annotation, molecular function: 1-acylglycerol-3-phosphate O-acyltransferase activity. NCBI's taxonomy places the organism in Eukaryota, Metazoa, Arthropoda, Insecta, Hymenoptera, Ichneumonidae. The transcript has 7 exons. The record is from RefSeq and is a predicted model, not a curated record. Bases 294 to 1457 code for a protein of 387 amino acids. Gene Ontology annotation, cellular component: endomembrane system.
UCUGCACACACUUCGAGCCAACUGAGGACUCGGCGAGUACUCAGUACUCGGCUCUCGGCUCGUUUUGUAUUUCUAUUUUUCAAUUUUUUUCUCACCGAUCAAACCUACCGAAUAAUUUUUAUUGUGCGUAAUAACGAAUGAACAAGUUUUUAAAUUACAUAUUCAAUAAUGUUACGGUAGUUAGUAAACUAUCGCAGUAAAUAUCUUGAAAAAUGCAAAUCUAGAUCAAAAAGAAAAAUAAACAAUUACCAUUUUUGAAAUAGCGCACAAAGGCAAACACCAGAACAAACAAGAUGGGGUUUUUGGAGUCUAUGAAACAGUCGGCUGUUUUUCAUCUGAUGUUCGCCAUAACUUUCUUCACUUCGGGAUUGAUUAUAAAUUUGUUCCAGGCCAUUUUGUAUGUGGCAGUAAAACCCUUCUCAAAGUACCUCUAUCGCAAGAUUAAUUAUUACUUGUGCUAUUCAUUCUACAGCCAGCUAGUCUUUAUGGCUGAAUGGUGGUCAGGUACAGAACUUGUAGUUUAUGCGCACAAAGAUGAAUUUGACAAAUACUACGGUAACGAGCACGGAUAUCUUCUGAUGAAUCAUAGCUACGAAAUUGAUUGGUUGAUGGGAUGGAUUUUCUGCGAUCGAAUUAGAAUGUUAGGGAACUGCAAAGCUUACGCGAAAAAAUCGAUCAAAUAUAUUCCUACCCUCGGCUGGGCAUGGAAAUUCGCUGAAAGUGUAUUUCUCGAGAGAAGUUGGGAAAAAGAUAAAGAAAUAAUCGGCGAACAGAUUCGAGAAUUGGCUGAAUAUCCCGAUACUAUGUGGCUAUUAUUGUACGCAGAGGGGACUCGAUUCACAGCUGAGAAACACGAAGCUAGUCAAGAAUUUGCAAAAAAAAAAGGCUUGCCUUUGCUAAAGCACCAUUUGACACCCCGCACAAAAGGCUUUACAGCGAGUAUACCACAUUUGAGAGGCAAAGUCGAAGCUAUAUAUGACAUACAGAUCGCUUUCAAACCGAGCGAUCCUGUCAAACCAACAAUGACGAAUUUACUCUACGGUAAAAAAGUCGAAGCGCACAUGUAUUUCCAACGAAUCCCACUUUCGGAAGUACCCGAUGGUGAAGAAGCAGCAGCCGCAUGGUUACACCAGAUAUAUCAACAAAAGGAUCGAUUGGCCGAAAGUUUCAUGCAGACCGGAGAUUUCUUCGCGACGAGCGGUGUGCCAAGAACUGAUACUUUCAAGCUGCAGAGACGAUAUUAUUCUUUAAUAAAUACAAUAUUUUGGGCCGUAAUCGUACUCGUCCCUAUGCUGUAUUACAUCGUACAAUUAUUUUUGUCCGGUUCGACUGUUUAUUUUUCGAUCGGAGUAGGCAUUAUACUUCUAUUUUUCUUGAUGAUGCACAAAACGAUCGGCAUGUCCGAGAUAAGCAAGAGCUCAUCGUACGGAGCUGCCGAUGUGAAAAAGGAUAAGUAAGUGAUGAAAUUGAAGCGACAAGAUGAAAAUACAAAACGUACAAGGGGAAGAAAAAAUAUUUGUGAGUGUAUGAAAGAGGGAGCGAGAGAGAGAACUGUGUCGAUGUUUGAAACGCAUCUGUAAAUUCUUUCGGUAUAAACGUAUAACGAUGGAAAUCCCGAUAAUUGACUGUCAAAACUGACACUGGUGAAGAUAUUCAUUUUAAUUAUAAAAAAAGAAGAAAGAAAUAAAAAAAAUUGAACAAACUCGCAGAAAAUGAUUUACGUUUUCACGUGAGAGAUGUAUGACUUUGAAUAUUUUUUGCAUCUAGAUUAACCAAACAAGAAUGAAUGCAGCGAUGAAACUUAUUGAGUCACGAAUGAUCAAUCAUUUCAACCUACAAACACUUAAACUUUUACUAUAUUCUAUGGACUUUCAACGAUUAUAUUUUCAAAUUUCUCGAUCUAAUAAAUUUUACGUACUCCGCGUAAAAAUCACCGAAUGAAGGAUAGAAAAUCGUUUAGCAGUAAUCAAUCAUAGAGUUUUGUGACCACUAGUUCAUCGCUACUUUCUGUAUUUUAUUAAUAUAUCGAUUUGAUAUUAUAUAAGAUUUAUAAAAAUGUUUUUUUCUUUUGUUUUCACAUUUAUUUCGUAUCAAUAGCAAUUGUUAUUGUUGAAUAAACGGCCAAUUAAUCCCACAA